AAUAACUGGACUAUAGAGCAAGGGAAUAGGUACACCAUAACUGCGACAGUCUUCAAUGCAGCUGGCAGUGCUCUAGUCAGUAAUGCUGUAACUGCAACAACUAUGCAGACAGAUCCAGGACAUCCCACCUUAGUCAGAAGUGGUAUAGUCACUUCCAGCAGUAUAACUGUCCGUUGGCAGGCAGUGUCUUGUCUUGACCGUAAUGGAGACGUAACUAGCUACAGAGCACAG
Messenger RNA from Geodia barretti, 231 nucleotides. The record is from the annotation of a GenBank genome assembly. NCBI's taxonomy places the organism in Eukaryota, Metazoa, Porifera, Demospongiae, Tetractinellida, Geodiidae.